CACAACUGCACGUCCGUUAUCAUCUCUCCCAUAAGGCCUCUGCUUUUCUCUCCUCACUCGCUCGACAGAGCGUCUGUGCUCUUCAGUUCUUUCUCCGGUGACUCCAAUCAAGCACAAUGCUACCGGCCCAGCGUAACAAGGUUGACAUAAGUAAACUCACGGAAGAGGAGCAGAAGCUCUUCCGUCUUUACGGGAAGCUCCCUACGCAUAAGAAUGUCUUAAUGAAGAUGCAAAAGGAUCGCAAGUACUUUGAUUCCGGAGACUAUGCGCUCUCGAAGGCGGGUGUGGCUCCCCAGAACGCCGUCGGGACUGCGAUUCCCAAUCCGGAGAAUAUUCCGCAUGCGUCGUCCCCUCCCGUCUCCCACCAGCCAAUUUCUGUCUCGCCAACCAACUCUAAUAUGAGCCCUGUCAAGGAGAGCCCGCUCGCCGAGCCGGAGGUAGCGGCGAAUGCACCAGUUGCGUCCACAGAGCCUGUGGAGUCUGAGGAGCCACCUGCCGAAGCAGUGGAGGAUGAGCCCAUCGAGGAGAAGGAAGAAUGAAUAGUUCACAGCCAUGAACCCGCGGCGACAGGCUUGUUCAAUCGGCUUCGCUAGUGGGUGUUUGGAAGGUGGCAGCUGUGGAUUUUGAUUGUGUGCAAGUCCUUCCACUAUAUGCGCCCCUUUCUUUUCGUGUCUAUGUUCGAUAUGUACCAGUAGCAUACGACCCUUCACUCGCUCUCGAUUGACUGCCCUCGUUCGACGAUACUAUCUUGGAUUAUUGUCAUCGUUUCGAAAUGAAGUUCACGAGAUUGCGCAUGUCGAUUUC
This is a messenger RNA of Postia placenta MAD-698-R-SB12, 804 nucleotides long. RefSeq lists its product as hypothetical. Lineage: Eukaryota; Fungi; Basidiomycota; Agaricomycetes; Polyporales; Adustoporiaceae. Bases 117 to 539 code for a protein of 140 amino acids. The transcript has 4 exons. The record is from RefSeq and is a predicted model, not a curated record. Gene Ontology annotation, cellular component: cytoplasm. Gene Ontology annotation, molecular function: protein phosphatase inhibitor activity.